AUGAGGACUGAAAUAAUACUACGCAGACUGAGCCUGGCGACAGGGUCUUUGAUGGCUCUGACUAUGGGUAUACUGUCACUAUGUGUACUAUAUUUCACCGGCAUGCACCUGGGAUGGAUCAACAGGGAGUUGCUAAUUGUGCUUGCGGUGGUAUGUUUUGUUAGUACUGGAUGCGAACUGAUACUGCUCAUACGGAGCUGGUGGCAGCUACUGGUACCGAAUGUUCUGCUAGUAACGGGUGCUACGGUUUACAUGGUGAACUUUCUGGAUAGGGCCCUUGGAAAUAACGUGCAUUUAAGGGACGAAAAACUGUUAAUUAUACAUUUUGUGAUGCUCGUUCUGGUGAUAUUUGUUAGCGGAGUCGUGAUAGGGACGGUGCUAAUUACGAACAUAAGGAAGGAAGUGGUUGGAAAAACUGGAGGUGAUUUGGAGAGAGAUCAGCAUCAUCUCAAGAUUGUGGGGGAGGCUGAGGAAAAGAUCCUCGGGAUGAAAUUUUCUUCCCUGACAUUGACGCCUGAGCUGGACCUUUUACAGCAGAUGCAGGAAAAGAACUGGAUGAAUGAGUGUGUUACGAUCACCUAUGGAAAGGGCGAAUUGGGAUCCACACCUUCCAUGAGCAAGGACGCUAUGGCGUUAACGAGACCAGGCGUCGACCGUCGGGUCAGUUCUGCUUCCAAUGCAAGCAUUCGCUCGUGCAAGCGCUCCGCAGCUGUGACUGCGCCCGUCGUGAAAAAUCGUGUUAUAAAUAGGCUACAGAAUCGCUUGUCAUCCAUGUGGGUUUCAAAGAAAACAGCGCCUCAUGUUCCUAAAGGCAAGGACAUUGAAGCGCGGUACGUAACUCGUCUUUCUAUGAUCCCAAACACACCCAAGACUACUGCUGCGCAAUCAAUAAAAUCCUUCGACUUUACGGACAGCGUGUGUUCUCACUCAAUACCUGUCAGUAUCGCUAAAGGGGAAAUGAGAUCUGACGAAAGUUGCUUAAAUACCUCUAACAUUAGCCAACAAAAGAACGAGGAGGAUCGCUACAGUGAUCUCUUGAUACUGCCUGGCAUGAGGCCUGAUGACUCUUCAUCCUACGAAAUGAUAGACGCGGAAGCAACAACUAAUUUAGAAGAUAUACAUCAAGAUCUGCAUUUAUCCGAGAAACAGGAGCCCGUUAAACAACUACGAGUUACGACUAAUAUUAACCUGGACAAUUGGAAUGGAGUGCAGGGACCAUAUACGGAAGCUGGUAAUUCCAUGCAUGAAAACAAGACCGGUGACUAUGCACUAGACCUAUCAUACCAAAACCCACCGGUCAAACCAAAAGGACUCUCUAGCCCUGCAUUAAAAUUCUGCAAAUUUAGCUUCCCCAAUAAUUCAACGGUAAACUCCACGGCGUCAAUUAAAUCCUUAGAAAUAGACACUGACCCAAUGGAGCUACCUUCUUUCACUGAGGACGGGACUGUUGUUGCAAUUUUAGACAAGGCACUUUAUAAUACCCAGCACGAAAACGAUGUCAUAAUGCAAUGUCUGCAACAAAGCUCUUCAGCACUCGACUACGGAUUAGGGGUUGAUAUGAAUCAAAGACACUCACCUUCAAAAUCGAACUACUCAACCUACAGCAGUAAAUCCCGCAGAAAAUCAGCUAUACACUGCAAUUGCAACACCAGCCACUCUAGGUCAAAUUCAGUAUACUCAGUGUAUAACCCUUCUAGUGUCAUGCAAAGGGCUUCAAACCAAUCUUCUCCUAUAAAGUCCAUUAAGCCGCCGAAACUCGUUCGGAACUUAAGCCACAAGCUUUCGAAAUCAGUACUAAAUCCUAAAAGGGACGGAAAGGAUACUACAGAUUCCGCGAUAGAAACCCCUGAUAGGUUAGUCGAUUUCAGCUAUGUCCAGCAUCUACAGCAUAAACAUUCGCCAUCAAGGUCUAUAAACACCUUCUGCAAUUUUCAUAGACGAGGAAGCAGCACUGUACAAUAUCCAGAACUCUCUACGCUGUCCGGCCUUCAAACUACUGAAACUAAUAAUGAACUCUACAGGGAAACAGCACAUGCUUAA
Molecule: messenger RNA, 2040 nt
Organism: Eremothecium sinecaudum
Lineage: Eukaryota; Fungi; Ascomycota; Saccharomycetes; Saccharomycetales; Saccharomycetaceae
Gene: IRC8
Product: Irc8p
Exons: 1
Coding region: 1-2040 (679 amino acids)
Source: RefSeq, a predicted model, not a curated record